CUGCAGAGCCAUGAACUUGAAGUAGGUACGGUAGCUUCUGCAAGGGGCGCUCCUGUUGAGUGAGAAUCAGAUUGUCAACUUGCCAGCAGCGGCGGAGCUUUGUGUGCAUUACAGGCUACAGCGGCUACAACAGGUUGUCCUCCAACCUGUCUCAUUUACGGACGGUGGGAAGCAAUCACGAUGGCGGCGCCUCCGAUAACGCCUUGGUGGGAACGAACGCUUGCCAAUGAUGGCCAAUGUUCGUACAGCCGGUCAGAAAGUUACAGCUGCAAAACCACGUUUGAUGCGGAGGCGGGGGACAAGCCCGUAAGACGGUGCGAGCGCAUCAGGACUCUACUGCGGCAUUGCCCUGGAAAGCCCACAGAAGUUGUCGAGUCCACGUCAGAAGUCACUGAAGAAGAAGAGACGUCUCCCCAACGCCUUCCCGGCCUGCCAUCACUCCCGUCACUGCCCUCGCUGCCCUCUUUUCUCCCCCGAGCGCCUGAAGGGCCCUCCGGGGAAGAGCGGGUGGACUCGUUCUUCAAAGACAUUUUUAAAGCGACUGAAGAAAUGCUUGGCCAGUUCGAAACGAAACUGGAGGAGAGUGCGAGCAAAGCGCUGAAGGGGUUCUUCCCGCCAGAGGGAGGGGCUGCCAGGGCAAAUGGAGCCGGGGGCGAUGCGGAGCGGCUGAGGGGGUGGAAAAAGUUCCUGGGGCUCGAAACGGAUGGUGUCGAAAAGAAGGAGAGCCCAGGAGUGGGGCCUCGCAGAAGCGGGGACGCUGUGCAAAAGAAUGUAGAUCAGUAUAAGAGCUUCGAGCAGAAGUUCGAGGAGGUGUAGGCGAAACACAGUCGGACGAAUUAGCUGGCGUCAUGAUGAUUCUCUGCAUGCGAAGUCUUGUACAUAAACGUGAUUGACUCGGUCUGGCACGUCGGAGCGAUUCAUUAUAAGGCAAAAACUGUUGACUUAUGCGGCCGCCAUGCAGUAGUGUAAAACACAUAAUUGUCUAGGCCGGGUCGAGCAUAUAUUGCGCGGUGUGUCGGAU
Klebsormidium nitens is the source of this 1021-nucleotide messenger RNA. NCBI's taxonomy places the organism in Eukaryota, Viridiplantae, Streptophyta, Klebsormidiophyceae, Klebsormidiales, Klebsormidiaceae. The record is from the annotation of a GenBank genome assembly.